GGGGCGUGGUUGCUUGGGUUCAUCCAAUCAGAGAGUAGGCGUGUUUCCGCCCCGGCGCGUGAUUGGCUUACAGUUUGCUGGCAGCGCUGUUUGUAUAAAACAACAACAGGAAAUCGGGUUAGCAUGUGGAGCGCGAGCCAGUUAGCAAGUCUGUAGGAACCAGAACGCCUCAAACCGAGUAAACGAACAGGUACCAACCCGACCGGAACCAGCGGCAGUAUGUCGGUAGACAGCGUGUUUCGCACCCGGUCUCUCGGUGUGGCUGCCGAGGCUCUUCCGGACCAGUACGCCGACGGGAAAGCAGUCAGUGUGUGGGAGCUGUACAUCGGAGACACCCAGAGCCUAACCCAGGAGUACAAGAGCUGGCUGGUGUCUCUGCUCCGCCAGCACGGGGUUCGGAAGGUUCUGGACGUCCCUUGCGGAACCGGGGUAGACUCCAUCAUGUUGGUGGAGGAGGGCUUUAACAUGGUCAGCGUGGAAGCCAGCAAUAAAAUGCUCAAAUACGCUCUGAAGGCCAGAUGGGACAGAAGGAAAGAGGCAGCAUUCGAUCAGUGGGUAAUCGAAGAGGCCAACUGGCUGACGUUACCUGAAGAUGCUCAGAAACCAGGAGGCGGGUUUGAUGCCGUCAUCUGCCUCGGACACUCGUUUGCUCACCUACCGGACUUCAAAGCCUUAAAUGUCACAUGAUGCGAUUCACCGAACCCUUGAAAAGUUACGAUUCACAGCAGAUUCACGGCAUCAAACGGUGAAAUGGACUAAAUCAUUGGAGGUACUAUCAGGGGCGGGCUUAGGACUGAAGAAGAUCCGGGGCUUAACACACACGCACGCACGCACACACACACGUGACACGCACUAGUCAACAUCAUAUAUAUGUCUUGUACCACAUAAUGUUUAAUCUGAAGCUACAUAUGAAGCAUUUUCAGGGCAGAGUAUUGUUCCUGUUAGUGUUUAGUGUGAGAUGAUAGUAAAUAUUCCCUUUCUUUCUCCAUCAACUUUACCUGAUAGUAAGCUAACUUUAGGCAAACCAGCAGCACAACAAAUAUUUUCAAAUAAGACUCACAAACCUGAGUCAACACCAGUCUCAUCAAAGUUGGGGUUCUGUCGUACUUUUGGUCUAAAAAACGUCCUUAUGUCCAUCUUCACUCAUGCGUUUCAGGCAGAGACUGCAGAAGAAGCCGGCUGCUGAAGGGCUUCUUCAGUGGUGGAGGUUCAGGCAGGCUGUAUACAAACUACUGCCAGCUGCUCCCUCUCUGUUGGACUUUGGUACUGCAUGUUACUUCCGCGAUUUAGAUCCGGGGCUUUUCAUGAAACAUCCGGGGCUUCAGCCCAAGUUGCCGGGCCUAACGCCGCCCCUGGGUACUAUGAUGACCUUUCAGUAAAAACAGAUACUGUACAUCAAAAUACUGAUGAAUAUCAUGCCAUUGGUAUUUGUCUUGUUCAAACAAUAAAAAAAGAUUAAUUUAAAAUUUGAAGUCUAAUGUGUUAAAGUGAGAUCUGCCGGUUGGUGAACCUGCAUCAUCUGUAUGUAUGUUUAUGUGAGGUUUGGUUACUGACCGUGAGAGCCUGAAGAGCUUCUUUCUCAUGUGGAGACGGGAUUUUAUGGGGGAAGAAGACAAAGAGCUACUUGUGGCCUGAAAGCACAAAAUAUUUAAUUAAAUUCAUACAAUCUCAGAAACACAGUACUUGCAUGAAGUCCUCCAGACAUUUCUGUGCACUCUAGAAAAGCUAAAAGGAAUUAAUUAAAAUGUUAAUAUAAAAUAUUACUGCUAUGGGAGACAUAAGGGCCAUUCCCAUCUGUACCGGGUCGGCCAGGGCAAGGUAGCGUAGGUUGUUUACAUAUCUGGGUGGCCUGGUAUUUUUCCGGGCCAACCAAGGCUCAUUCUCAGCCCUCUUCUCGAGGGGGUCUGCUUCAGGCCGACCAGGGCCAACACACCCACUGCUGACAGCAAAUUCACACCUUCCAUUAGAGCAAGCCUCUGAUUGGUGGGUAGAAUCAGCCCACAUGGGCUUAAGACAAGGAUGUGUGGAAUCAACCGGGCCAGGCUGGGGCCGACCCGGUACAGAUGGGAAUGGCCCAAUAGACACUUAGACAAACCUGAUGCAAAAGGGUGAAACCUGAAUUAGAUAAAUAUCGUUAAUUUGUGAUGUAAACUGAAUAAUUACCAAGGGCUUUAGAUAUUUGCUUCUUUUUAACACACUUGAGUAAAAAGAAAAUGUCUCCCCUGAAUGAAAAUCUAUAGUUUUCUUGCAAAAACACUUUUACUGAUGAAUAAAAGUAAAGAAAUACAGGGAUUUCUUCAAAAACAAUUCUCUUUGGGCUGACUCUAAAUGUCGAUGCAAAAGGGGUCUUUUCUUUUUAAAAAUAUUAUGAUUUUCUUUCGUUGUCUUCUAACUUCCUGUUAGUGAUCAUAACAUACUGAAUUACACAGGACUGUAUGUUGCAGGCAUCUCAUGAACAAACAAGCAAAGAUCCUAAAACAGGUCUGCUCUGAACUGAAAACUUUUUUUACAAAGAUCCAAAUGCCCUAAAACAGCAAAAAAUCACAGCUGAUCACAAGGACUUUCACAUAUCCUUCAUAAUGAUUUUUCUAUUUAAACUGGAAAAAGUUUAAGGUGUUUAAAUAACACGUGUGCUAAGAUUAGUUUCAGACAUGAGUCAUUACUCAUCUAGAUUUUACCAGCAUUUUUCCUUUGAAACCUACUAAAUAAAAUGGUUAAAGGAAAUGCAUUGUUACAUGUUAUUCUUUUAUGGGAUUUUAUAAUGAAGUAUUUAUAAGAAUCGUUGGAUUUAGUAUCAGAUAAGGUUCAUUUAGUAGUUACAACUCUGGUAAAAACACCAGUAAGCUUUACUAACCUGCGUUUGCUGGAAACUCUUCCGUUUUGUUCUCAUGUGACAUGAAAGCAGAUUAUUAAAUCAUCGGCACAAAUGAUAAACAGCCAAAAACGGCUCGAGCGCCUCUCCCUCAGGCACGCGCACAAGCUAAGCAACUUCCUGUUCCAGCUCAAAUUCUUUCUACUUUUAAUAUUAUUUUUAUUUAGUAAAAGCUAAAAAAAGUGCGGACAGAGCAUUAAUAAGCGCUGCUUUAUAUAAAUGCAAUAAAGUUUAAACCGCGAGUGGAAAUGACGUUUUUGGUGACAUUUACAGCAACCAUUGGUGGAGAUGAAAUGACGAGAUGCAAGCUAGCGUCGCGUCAGUGUGGUGAAAUCACCGCAGCACAGAUGAGCUCCGCAGCAGCAGAGCGCUUCAGGCACAAAUAAGACAGAAAGUAGAGAACAUGUGCGGACAUGAACGAUCGUGUGUUAAUUAUAGUUUUUUGGCUGCGCCACUUUGAGAAUGGACCGUGCGCUGGAAGCAGCUGCCUGGAGCGCUGCGCAACAACGAUCAUCGCUAUAUGUGCUCUCUGCUCAAAAGAGUCUAUAAAUGAUGUAAUAUAGGUAGAAAACUUUUUUCCGGCUCCCCUGGAUGUGUAGGAUAUCCAGCUCCCCCAUAAUUCGAUCCCUGCUCCUGGAUGAAAAGCCGGACAUUUUCAUCAAGAACUCCCAGUCCGGACGCCCUGGACAGAGUGAAAAGUGGACAUGUCCGGGGAAAACAAGACGUAAGGUCACCCUAGUUUAAUAUAAAGCCAGAGAUUACAGAUACAGUAUUUUGCUCGUGCCCUUGCUGCCCUGGGCCCUUUAGAGUUCGUGGGCCCUGGGCAAUUGCCCAGUUGGUUAAUCCGGCCGUGCCCGCUGCUCUCCUCACCUGUGGACGUGGCCCACAGCAGCCUGUUUGGGUCUGACGUUAACCCCCCAGGAGGUUCAGCUCAAAAUAAAAGUCUUUUCAGUCAGUCUUUAGCUCCAUUGAAGAUGGGCACCAUGGCUAAUAGCAGACAUGUGUGGACACAAAUCUGACUUUUACAGGCACUGAUAACUGUAGCUCAGCGCUUUUGCAGCACAGCCCAAGCACUGGUAGAUACUCGUUUUAAAAACGUCCAGAAGCCCCAUAACUCCUUUACCUAAUUUAAAGUUUCAAAGAGGAAUGAAAAGUGGUGUAACGUAUAAUCUGUUCAGGAAAUGUUGCCUCAUCUCCAGAGCUGUUGAACCCUGUCCCUGGACGGCCAACACGCCUUGAGGUCUCCACUGAUUUGUGUCUUCUGCAUGUCCUCAGAGGCCUGCUCAUUUCUGAGGCCAGGUGAGUUGGAGCACGGGGACUGCAGGAAUAGCCGGACAGCAGCUAGCCCAAUGACUGAUAAAGGUAUAAAAAAAAUUUUACUUACGAGACCGAGUGUUGCUGCCGUCAAAGGCAACUCUCGCAUUUAAGUUCAUUUGGAUUUAAUGUUGAAACAAUGUGAAAGAUUGAGAAAUAAUAUUUCAAUAGUAAUUCAUGUUCUGUUCAUUAGAUUUAUAUGUUUAAAUGUGUAUUUGUGUUAACUGUGCAAUUAGAUGGGAACCUUUUCUAUAGUUCCAUCCGUUGUUGCUAAGGGGGCAUUUUUCUUGGCACACUCAGCAAGCAAUUAAGAGACGAGCCACGAGGUUGCACGUCUGCAGUAAGUUAAAUAAAAGAGUGCCUUUUUUGGACUACCUCACGGCGUAAGGAUUAAAGUUUAUUCCCUUUGAGUGAGGCCAAUGAGUUCUGACGGCAUUGUAUCGGCUGUGGUUGGACAUCAUUACAUGUUAAGACAUGUCGAAGAAUCCUCCUGUCCGAAAUAAAUGUCAGUAAAACCAAAGAACAAGUUGAGCUUUAUUAAGACUCGAGGGGAGUAACA
Molecule: messenger RNA, 4745 nt
Organism: Nothobranchius furzeri (turquoise killifish)
Lineage: Eukaryota; Metazoa; Chordata; Actinopteri; Cyprinodontiformes; Nothobranchiidae
Source: RefSeq, a predicted model, not a curated record